Poeciliopsis prolifica (blackstripe livebearer) is the source of this 6361-nucleotide messenger RNA. It is a transcript of the gene bcl11ba, whose product is annotated as BCL11 transcription factor B a. The transcript has 3 exons. Gene Ontology annotation, biological process: positive regulation of transcription by RNA polymerase II. Bases 875 to 3421 code for a protein of 848 amino acids. Gene Ontology annotation, cellular component: nucleus. Lineage: Eukaryota; Metazoa; Chordata; Actinopteri; Cyprinodontiformes; Poeciliidae. The record is from RefSeq and is a predicted model, not a curated record. Gene Ontology annotation, molecular function: DNA-binding transcription factor activity; RNA polymerase II cis-regulatory region sequence-specific DNA binding.
GUGAGUGUGAGUGUGUGAGAGUGUGUGUGAAAGCUACCACUAGUCGCCCCCAGUGCUCUUCAGUCUCCACUCUCCCUUCUCACCGCAGACUGAACGUCACGUCCGCACUUGAACUUGAGUUUUCUCCCACCGUAGAAGCCAGAGAGCCGCACAGAGCCACGCGCGCGCGCCGUGGGGAUGCGAGACUUUUCCGCGAGCACAAAGAGAAAAAGAGGGUGACAGACCGUCCUCGGACCAGUGCCGGGCUCUGACUGCAAGAGUUAAAGUCUGAGAGGCCGGCGCUGAGAGCAGCGCUGGAGGUGCCCACCACUUGGCGAGAAGAAAUCUGGAUUCCUGUUUUACAAGCGUCAACUUACGUCCAGCCACCCGCGCCACUCCUCCACACAGGACCGGACAGUGUCCAGUGUCCGGAGAGUGGACACAGAGACGGACAGACCAUCAGGAGGUGACCCCACCGCCUCUCCGCUCCGCUCUUUUUUCCCUCCGCGCUCCUUUGAGGGGAUGGUGUGAAAGCGACGGAGGAACGAGCCCGGCUGUCCCCCCCCUCCCUCCGCGCUCCAAGAAGGGAGGCGCGCAACCACUUUGGCACCGAGCUCCAAGCGAGCGCCCCGGCGCCCAGCGCUGCGCCACGGCCGGUGACCGCAGAGCGCAGCACCCGCUGCCCACCGAGGACAGAUCCGCCGCGCAGGGGCCAGUCCGCGGGCCGCACCUGGGGCCGGUGCGAAGCGGUCAGCUGGGGGUGACCAGUGAAUUCUGGGGCCAGUUUGGCCGCGUGCAGGAGCAGCAGCCACAGGAGGAGAAGAGGGAGAAGGAGGAGGAGAGCCGACCUUUCCUGCGCAGCUCUCCGGGCGAUGCCAGUGUAAAUGCCAGGGCGAUGUCCCGACGAAAGCAGGGGAACCCGCAGCACCUGUCCCAGAGAGAAAUCACGCCGGAAGUUGAGCAUCCAGAUGGCGCUCUGCUCUCUGGCCCGUCGCCCCCCCACCCGCUCGGCCUUCCUGGCCACGCUGUGGAGCCCAGCUUGGCCCACACACUGCCGCCCGGCCUCCACGUCGAUCACGACCUGCUGACCUGUGGCCAGUGCCAACUCACCUUCCCGCUGGGCGACAUCCUCCUCUUCAUCGAGCACAAGAAGAAGCAGUGCCAAACGCCACUGCUGCCCAACGGUUGCUACGACAAGUUGAAUGACCGAGGAGGAGGAGCAGGAGCGGGAGCAGGAGCAGGAGGGGGUCUGCAAAGUCUUCAUCAUUACGCCCAGCGGGGGGAGCUGAGGAAGGUGGUGGAGCCGGUGGAGAUCGGCAUCCAGGUGACACCAGAGGAGGAGGAGGCAGUGGGAGGGAGAGGACGAGGAGAAGGAGUGGAGAGAGGAGAGAAGACGCCCACCAAAGGAAUUUGCCCGAAGCAGGAGAGCACUCCAGCAGGUGGCAGAGAUGAGCCCUCCAACUACAUAUGUACCACCUGUAAGCAGCCUUUCCCCAGCGCCUGGUUCCUGCUGCAGCAUGCCCAGAACACUCACGGCAUUCGCAUCUAUCUGGAAUCCAACCCCUCCAGCACAGCCCUCACCCCUCGACUCACCAUGCCGCCGCCCAUGGGCAAUGACUCCAUCCCACAGUCCCCACUCACCAGCUUCCUGGGGGAAAACAAUCCCUUCCACCUGCUGAGGAUGACAGGGCCUUUACUCAGAGAACCACCCCCAGGCUUUGUGGAGAACCGUCUCCCUAACACCCCACCGUUUGUCAGCCCACCUCCCCGUCAUCACCUGGACCCCCAUCGGCUGGAACGCCUUAGCGCCGAGGAAAUGGGCCUCAUCUCACAGCACCCCAGUGCCUUUGAGAGGGUGAUGCGGCUUACGCCGAUGGCCAUGGAGUCCCAGUCCAUGGAUUUUUCCCGGCGGUUACGUGAACUGGCAGGGAACACAAACAGCACUACGCCACCACUUUCCCCCAGUAGGCCCAACCCUAUGCAUCGACUGCUAAACCCCAAUCCCUUUCAACAAGGCCCUAAAUCUCCCUUUCUGAGCACCCCUCCUUUGCCACCCAUGCCCCCAAACAGCACCACCCCUCCCCAGACGCAGAACAAGAUCAAGUCCUGUGAGUUUUGUGGUAAGACGUUCAAGUUCCAGAGCAACUUGGUGGUGCACCGGCGGAGCCAUACUGGAGAAAAACCAUACAAGUGCCAGCUGUGUGACCAUGCCUGCUCUCAGGCGAGCAAGCUGAAACGCCACAUGAAGACGCACAUGCACAAGGCUGGAUCCAUGACGGGACGCUCAGACGAUGGCCUUUCAACCACGAGCUCCCCAGAACCAGGCACCAGUGAUAUCACUGGGGAGGGCAUUAAAAAUCGUGAUGGAGAUUUCCAGGGGGAGGGUAAUGAGGAAGAGGAGGAGGAAGAGGAAGAAGAGGAACUGGAGAAUGAGAGUCGACCAGAAUCAAACUUCAGUAUGGAGUCUGAGUUCUACAGGAACAGGGAAAAUGGUUCUAAGCCUCCUUCGGAAGAAAAGACAUCUCUCUCCCUUGACAAAAUGGUAGAUGGUGGAGCGCUCAAUUCCAUUCAGCAGUAUAAUAAUUUGAUAGUUGACAAUCGUAAAAGGAUGCCCUUCUCCAAAAGGGGAUCUGAUGGCCAGCGGGACACUGGGGACGAGGAUUCUGUGGCUGGAGAGAUGGACCACCACCAGCAGGAAGAGCGGACAACCAUUAAUGGCCGGAAUUGUGGCUCCGGUGACUCUUUCUCAGGCUUGUUCCCUCGAAAGCCCACCCCCAUCACCAGCCCCGCUCUCUCCAACUCCUCAAACAAGAGGAUCAAGAUUGAGAAGGACUUGGACAUUCCCCAGGCACCACAUAUCCCUUCUGAGAAUGUGUACUCCCAGUGGUUGGUGGGCUAUGCUGCUUCUCGCCACUUCAUCAAAGACCCUUUCUUAGGCUUCACUGACUCCAGACAAUCGCCCUUUGCCACCUCCUCAGAGCACUCAUCGGAAAACGGCAGCCUGCGCUUCUCGACACCUCCAGGAGACCUGCUGGACGGCGGUCUAUCCGGCCGCAGCGGCACCGCCAGCGGGGGCAGCACACCUCAUUUAGGUGGAGGCCCUGGUCCGGGUCGACCGAGCUCCAAGGAUGGGAGGAGAUGCGACACCUGUGAAUACUGUGGCAAGGUGUUCAAGAACUGCAGCAACCUGACGGUGCACCGGCGUAGUCACACCGGAGAAAGGCCCUACAAGUGUGAGCUGUGCAACUAUGCAUGCGCCCAGAGCUCCAAGCUCACCCGCCACAUGAAGACACACGGCCAGCUUGGUAAGGAGGUCUACCGCUGUGACAUUUGCCAAAUGCCCUUCAGUGUGUACAGCACUCUGGAGAAACACAUGAAAAAGUGGCAUGGAGAACAUUUGAUGACCAGUGAGGUCAAAAUCGAACAAGCAGAGAGAGUCUAAAACACGUUUUCAUGCUCUGCACCAUUCUCCUUGGACUCUAAAAAAAGGACAACAAAUUAAGGGGGUAGCUGGAUACUUUUGUAUUGAUUUUAGUUUAACUUUGUGUUUUUGAUUAAAAAACUGCCAACUGAGAAAAAAAAAAAAAAAACGAGAUCUUAACAACUGAAGCUGUCUAAACUGCCUCAUUUGGCAUUCAUUUUUAAACAAUCAGUCUGAUGAGUUUUAAAUAUGUGGAGCCUUUAACUGUGCAAUAAUUUCUGUAUUUAUUGGAUUUUGUAUUUUGGCACGUACAGGUACAUUUUUUUUUUUUUUUUACUGUUGUUUAAGUUUGCAUUUUUUUUAUCCCACAUGACAUCCUGAGAGUCUCUUCAGCAAACCAAACAGAAAAUUAAAAAAAAAAUAAAAAUUAGGCUCUUUGUUUUUCGGACACAGCUUGUAGGAAAUUGUACAUUAAAAUAAUUGUUUUAAUAUCUUGAAAAGAAGCAAAAUUCAAUCUUCAAUUUCAGAGUCAACUGCGGAUGCGAGAUUUAAUUUAUUUUGCGUGACGAUGAUAUGCGGACAACAAUCCUUUUUGGCAUUGUAGCAUGAAAUGACUGUAAACCAUUUCAAUAUAAUUGGAUAUGUAGCACUGAGUGUCAUAACAAAUAGUAAAUGUCAAACGAAAGAAGAUCCCAAGAUUCAUAAACCCUUAACCUAACCAGCCUGAGGAAACAGGUUCUCGACAUGACAGCUGCUGAAUCCUACAAUUCUACAACUUACUAGUUUCCCCUCGAACCUCUUUUUAUCACAUUAAACACCUCUGCAUUAUAUUUUUCACCAAGCCUCAUGAUUUGUAGGUGUUAUCAUUAGUUGUCGAGCAUGAAGCCAUGAUGAGUCUGCAGAGAGAGAGAGAUACAUAGGGCAGAGAAACAGAAAGAGCACAUAGACAUCUCAGGGUAAAAUAUAACGACUCAAUUAUUAUUUUUAUUUUUUACCCGCUUGUUCUUAUGCUGCCUUUCAAACCAUUUCAUCUACAUCAUAUUAGAAAUUUCGACAUUUAAAAUUUUUUGGCUAACAUAGUCAAAUUUAAUUUAUUCUAAGGGAUUAGGUAUGUAAAGAAAAUUAAGUAGAUGUCUGUAAUGAAACUAUUUAAAGCUGACAAAUAUUGAGAAUCAACAACAUUUUACUAGAAGUUUGCAGAGCAACAUUUUACUAAAAUUAAAAUGAUUUAAAUGUUCUUCAUCACAUUGGGAUGUUUUGAAUUUCCAGUCCAUUUGUUUGCUUUAAGCCAACUUCAUAGUUGCACUUUUAUGAAAAAUAAACAAAUCGCAUUUAUUUCAAAUGCUGACCGUUCUCAGAAACAAACCGGCACUUUAUGAUUUAUCCAUCCAAUGCACACGAACAAAACAGCUAAGUGGGAAAAAGGGUGUGGAGCUUGGGAUCUCCUGAUGCUGGAGUGCCACAAUUGUUAGGCUUAGCUUUCCCAAAGCUGGCACUAUAAAAAUGUAAUAACUGAAUAAUGGGAGUAAUUAGAAUAUUAAUUUAUUCUGGAUAUUUUAUGUACUGCCAUUCAAUUUGACUUGAGUGUGCCUUGAAUUGUGAUCUUCCUAUUUAUUGUCUGAGACAAAUGUAACGCUUUCCCUGAAGCAUCAAAUUUGAACCAAGACAAAUUUACUGUAAAGUGAAAUCUGACACUCAAACAGAUAAAAAAUAAAUAAAUAAAUCAGCAGGAAAUUAUGAGUUUAAGUUUAGCAUUAGCAAAUUACCCAGCACAAUAAUAAUAAUGUGUCUGUGUGUAUAUAUAUAUGUAUGCAUAUGUACAUAUAAAUGCACAACCUUUAUGAAUAUAUAUAGAUCUAUAUCAAAUUCCACACAGACAAGGACACAAGUCUGUCCCGAAACCGGAUCGUCAGGAAGUGAAUAAAAACCUCACAAAAACUGGAGAAAAAUCAGGAAAAACAGAAACUAGAACAGAAUUUAGUGCACUCUGUCUGGAAGAAGUUUACAGUAUUGAUACAAGGGUUAAAAUACAUUUUUUGUGUAUGUAAAUCUCUUUUUCUUUAUUAGUUUUGCUUCAAAACUUUUGAGUUUUACUUCUUCAUUGCUUCUCAUUUUUCUUGACGGGUUUUGGUAUAUAUAUAAAUAUAUAUGAAUAUAUAUGACAUUUUUCUGGUUUACUGUAAAAGUAUAACAGUAUUUGUAAAAUUGGAGAAUGCUGGGGCAUUUUACAGAACUAUAAAAAAAAUGCUGUUUUUUUUUUAAAUCUUUUAUUUUACAGUCCAAUUUAAAUUGUGGGUCUCUGAAACUGUUUUUUGUCAAUGUAACUGUAAAAGUCCUGAGUUUUAGUAGCUUUUUUUCUGGCUUGGGUGUAAAGAAAUAAAAAAUAAAUGAGCGAAAAACAAGCCUGGGCUAAGAUGAACUCGGUGAUGGAAGUUUUUGGGAGCGUCGGUUCUGGUUUUCAGGAAGAAUCACAGAGAAUCCUGACCUGUAUCUAUUUUUAUUCUUCUGGAAUGGAUUAUUCUUCAUGGAUGGUUUGAAUUACAUGUGUAGGCGCUUGCUGUCGUUCCUAAAGAGCUUGUCUUUUUUUAACCUGUAGGCUGUGUGCAUCCUUUGUGAAUGAAUAGGGGUGACUUUCUGACCAAUCCGAAUCACGGGCUGCCACAAUCUGUUUGUCCAAACAGAACCUGAUCAAUUUGUACUGUUGUACUGAAUCAUGUUGUACAGAAUGGGAUCAAAUAAAGGUUGUUAAACAGCCUUUUAGUGACAAAAAACACACCUUGAUGUUUUGGUUGUACAUAGUUUUUUCUAUGACUACUCUGUUUUUCUUUGGUUUGUCCUUUCUGUUUGUGAUUUCUGACCGGCACUGGCAGUGGCCUGGAUGUGGAAGGCUGGGGGUUCUCCAUGUCAGUUUCCAGGCCUCAGCAUGAGAACAGAGCACAAAUACAAGAUGUUACAAACGUC